Scleropages formosus (Asian bonytongue) is the source of this 2055-nucleotide messenger RNA. RefSeq names its product calphotin-like. The transcript is spliced from 2 exons. Lineage: Eukaryota; Metazoa; Chordata; Actinopteri; Osteoglossiformes; Osteoglossidae. The record is from RefSeq and is a predicted model, not a curated record. The coding region runs from base 238 to 2055 and encodes 605 amino acids.
UGGAGAAAAAAAAUCAUCCCUAUAACUAAAACCACUAUUGCUAGAGCAAAGAUCAAAACUGAUGGUGUGAGAAUAUUAAGUAAUUCUUUUACUUUCUCAAGUACAUAUCUCAAGUAGAAAACAACCCCUGCAACUGUUAUACCAGUUCCUACCCCAAAUCCUGAUAAUCCCAUUGCAACCAUUCUUCCAACUAAAGCAACAGUUCCCCUUCCUGAUGCAGCCAUUUCUCCAGUUGAAAUGGCUGUUUCUCCAGCUGCUGCUGCUGCUGUUCUUCCAGUUGACGUGGGUGUUCCUUCAGAUGCUGUUGCUCUUCCUCCGACUGACGUGGAUGUUCCUCCAGAUGCUGUUGCUGUUCCUCCAGCUGGUGUUGCUCCAGCUGGUGUUGCUCCAGCUGGUGUUGCUGACCCUCCAACUGAUGUAGUAAUUGCUCCAGCUAACUUGGCCCCAAGUAAUGUGCCUAUUCCUCCAACUAAUGCUGCUGCUCCUCCAAAUAAAGAGGCUAUUCCAGCUUUUUCGGCUAUUUCUCUAGCUGAUGUGGUUGUUUCCGGAGCUGAUGUGGCCAUUUCUCCAGUUGCUGUGACAGGUUCCUCAGAUGAUGAGAUUGUUUCUCCCCCAGUUGAUGAAUUCAUUUCUCCAGUUGCUGUGGCAGGUUCCUCAGAUGAUGAGACUGUUUCUCCCCCAGUUGAUGAAUUCAUUUCUCCAGUUGCUGUGGCAGGUUCCUCAGAUGAUGUGGCCAUUUCUCCAGUUGCUGUGGCAGGUUCCUCAGAUGAUGAGACUGCUUCUCCCUCAGUUGAUGUUGUCAUUUCUCCAGUUGCUGUGGCAGGUUCCUCAGAUGAUGAGAUUGUUUCUCCCCCAGUUGAUGAAUUCAUUUCUCCAGUUGCUGUGGCAGGUUCCUCAGAUGAUGAGACUGUUUCUCCCCCAGUUGAUGAAUUCAUUUCUCCAUCUGAUGUGGCAGGUUCACCAGAUGAUGUGGCUAUUUCUCCAAUUGUUGUAACAGGUUCACUAGCUGAUGUUGUCAUUUCUCCAGUUACUGUGGCAGGUUCCUCAGAUGAUGAGAUUGUUUCUCCCCCAGUUGAUGAAUUCAUUUCUCCAGUUGCUGUGGCAGGUUCCUCAGAUGAUGAGACUGUUUCUCCCCCAGUUGAUGAAUUCAUUUCUCCAUCUGAUGUGGCAGGUUCACCAGAUGAUGUGGCUAUUUCUCCAAUUGUUGUAACAGGUUCACUAGCUGAUGUUGUCAUUUCUCCAGUUACUGUGGCAGGUUCCUCAGAUGAUGAGAUUGUUUCUCCCCCAGUUGAUGAAUUCAUUUCUCCAGUUGCUGUGGCAGGUUCCUCAGAUGAUGAGACUGCUUCUCCCUCAGUUGAUGUUGUCAUUUCUCCAGUUGCUGUGGCAGGUUCCUCAGAUGAUGAGAUUGUUUCUCCCCCAGUUGAUGAAUUCAUUUCUCCAGUUGCUGUGGCAGGUUCCUCAGAUGAUGAGACUGUUUCUCCCCCAGUUGAUGAAUUCAUUUCUCCAGUUGCUGUGGCAGGUUCCUCAGAUGAUGAGACUGCUUCUCCCUCAGUUGAUGUUGUCAUUUCUCCAGUUGCUGUGGCAGGUUCCUCAGAUGAUGAGAUUGUUUCUCCCCCAGUUGAUGAAUUCAUUUCUCCAGUUGCUGUGGCAGGUUCCUCAGAUGAUGAGACUGUUUCUCCCCCAGUUGAUGAAUUCAUUUCUCCAUCUGAUGUGGCAGGUUCACCAGAUGAUGUGGCCAUUUCUCCAGUUGCUGUGGCAGGUUCCUCAGAUGAUGAGACUGCUUCUCCCUCAGUUGAUGUUGUCAUUUCUCCAGUUGCUGUGGCAGGUUCCUCAGAUGAUGAGAUUGUUUCUCCCCCAGUUGAUGAAUUCAUUUCUCCAGUUGCUGUGGCAGGUUCCUCAGAUGAUGAGACUGUUUCUCCCCCAGUUGAUGAAUUCAUUUCUCCAUCUGAUGUGGCAGGUUCCCCAGAUGAUGAGGUCAUUUCUCCAGAUGAUACAGCAAUUUCAUCUGCCGCUGCAUUUGUUUCCCCAGUUAAUGAGAACGAAAAAAUAUUAUGA